Messenger RNA from Trichosurus vulpecula (common brushtail), 1110 nucleotides. RefSeq names its product testis-specific serine/threonine-protein kinase 1-like. Gene Ontology annotation, molecular function: protein serine/threonine kinase activity; tau-protein kinase activity; ATP binding. Gene Ontology annotation, biological process: protein phosphorylation; microtubule cytoskeleton organization; intracellular signal transduction. NCBI's taxonomy places the organism in Eukaryota, Metazoa, Chordata, Mammalia, Diprotodontia, Phalangeridae. The record is from RefSeq and is a predicted model, not a curated record. Bases 1 to 1110 code for a protein of 369 amino acids. The transcript has a single exon. Gene Ontology annotation, cellular component: cytoplasm.
AUGGAUGAUGCUGCUGUCCUUAAGAGAAGAGGCUACAUCAUGGGAAUAAAUUUGGGAGAGGGCUCGUAUGCAAAAGUGAAAUCUGCUUACUCCGAGCGCCUGAAGUUCAAUGUGGCAGUCAAGAUCAUCGACCGCAGGAAAGCCCCCACGGAUUUCUUAGAGAAAUUCCUGCCCCGGGAGAUUGAGAUCCUGGCAAUGCUGAACCACCGCUCCAUCGUCAAGACCUACGAGAUCUUUGAGACAUCCGACGGCAAGGUCUACAUCGUCAUGGAGCUCGGGGUCCAAGGAGACCUCCUGGAGUUCAUCAAGACGCGGGGCGCCCUACACGAAGACGAUGCCCGGAAGAAGUUCCACCAGCUCUCUUCGGCCGUCAAGUACUGCCAUGACCUGGACGUUGUCCACCGCGACCUCAAGUGUGAGAACCUCCUCCUGGACAAAGACUUCAACAUCAAGCUGUCCGACUUUGGGUUCUCCAAGCGCUGCAUACGGGACGACAGCGGACGCAUCAUGCUCAGCAAGACCUUCUGCGGGUCGGCGGCUUAUGCAGCCCCCGAGGUGCUCCAGGGCAUCCCCUACCAGCCCAAGGUGUACGACAUCUGGAGCCUGGGCGUGAUCCUCUACAUCAUGGUCUGCGGCUCCAUGCCAUACGAUGACUCCAACAUCAAGAAGAUGCUGCGUAUCCAGAAGGAGCACCGCGUCAACUUCCCCCGCUCCAAGCACCUGACGGGCGAGUGCAAGGACCUCAUCUACCGCAUGCUGCAGCCCGACGUCAACCGGAGGCUGCACAUCGAUGAGAUUCUCAGCCACUGCUGGGUGCAGCAGGUCAAGCCCAAGACUCAGCCCUCAACCUCCACCACCAAGGAUGGGGAGAGCUCCCGGGGAGCACACGAUGCGCUCAGGGUCCCGGAGGCAAACUUAGAAAAGAAGUCCACCACCAAGGUGGAAAUAAAGGAGGAGCCCAAGACAGAGGUGCCCUUGGAGAAAGAAGAGUCGGUGCAGGUGACGAGGCAGUCGGAGACCCUGGGCUUCAACUCGGACCAGCCAGGCAAGGAGUCCGAGCAAGGGAACCCCUCACCACCUGCAGAGACUGUGCUCACCUACAAAGACUGA